AUGCUUGACGAUGGAGCAGUCAUUGCUGUUAAAGUAUCGACAGAAAGGAGCAUGACCGUCGUUGGCAUUAGUGCGUGGGAUGCAGCAAGGAGAACGCUCUGCAUCGGAGAGCUAUAUGAGGAUGACAUGUUUUCCAACCUUGAGGGCAUCAUUGUUGCUACGAAUGCGAAGGAAGCUAUCUUUUGUGAAUCAGACUUUUCAGCGUUUGACAAGACGAAGCUAGUUGACGUGAUCGAAAAGUGUGGCGUAGCAAUGACUAUGGUGAAGAAACAAAAAUUCAAGUCGGACGACUUGCCUGUUGAUUUGGAGCGGCUCGCCGGCUCCCAUGUCGCUAUCACCAAGUAUUUAGACAAAAAGGCCGGCAUUUCAGCAACUGCAUCAUUGAUCGGAUAUCUGCAUCUGAUGGCUGACCCAUCUCUCGAGGGUAUCAUCAAGCUACAGGAGCUCGGCUCUACGAAUUAUAUGCAGCUCGACAAUGCGGCUGUUCGAGCGCUCAAUAUACUACCGUUUCCUGGAGAUGGUGGAAAAAAAGGAUCCCUUUUCGGUCUGCUGAAUCGCACGAAAACGUCAAUGGGUUCACGGCUUUUGCGUAGAUGGAUUUCCCAGCCAUUGCAAGAUAUUGAUGAGAUCAAUUCGCGCCUUGACGUAACGGCAGCCUUCAUUGCCGGUGCUGAGUGUUGCCGUGGAGUUCGAGAAACCCACCUCAAAAUGAUGCCCGACCUCAACCAUUUGUGCAAACGAUUCACAAAACAUCAAGGCGCGAAGGCGAAUCUCCAAGAUGUCGUGCGGCUUUACCAGUGUUCUAUACGCCUUCCAUUCCUUUGCGAGCUUCUCGAAGAUGCCGAGAACGAAAAAAUUCUCGGUGAACGAUACAGUGUACCCCUUCGCAAGUUAGUGCGAGAAUUAGUCAAUUUCGAGGCUCUGGUAGAAACAACCAUAGACAUCGAUAGGAUCGAUAACGGAGAGUUCGUCGUGAACCCAUCUGUUGAUCCUGAACUCCAGACGCUGCGCCAGCAACAAGACAGUAUCCUGGUCGACAUCAACGAUGAGCACAGGAAAGUUGCUCAUGCCAUUUCGGGCCUGAAGAAUGAUGCUUUGAAGUUGGAACGGAAAGACAACUUGGGCUACAUCUUCCGUCUUACGCGGAAAGAGGAAAAGUUGAUCCGUGGGAAGUCUCAGUAUAACGUGUUGGAAACUCGCAAAGAUGGUGUUCGAUUUCAAAGUCGAACAUUGCGUCGUUUAUCACAAGCGUAUGAAUCAAUUGCUACCGAAUACGAUGGUAGGGAAUUCGAAAUGCGCACUAAGGUUCUAGAAGUUGUCGGAACGUAUGUCGAAGUGUUUCUAGACGUGGCUGCAGUGCUAGCUGAAGUAGAUGUGGCAUCUUCUUUUGCGACAGCCGCAGUAGAAGCAAGGUCGGCGUAUUGUCGGCCCACAUUGAAACUAGCUGGAUCUGGUUUGGUGUUGAAGCAGGCCAGACAUCCCAUUGUUGAGGAGAACAUGGAUGACGGAGCGGAAUUCAUAGCCAACGACAUCGAUUUGACCCGCAUCCCAGACAAUGCCGAAAGCGAUAAGGAAGGAGGUGGUCUUCUGAUUGUUACUGGACCAAACAUGGGUGGCAAGUCGACAUACAUUCGUUCGGCCGGUGUGCUCACCCUCAUGGCGCACAUUGGAUGUUUCGUACCGGCAGAACAUGCGGAAGUACCCAUUACUGACAGGAUUUUUGCUCGCGUCGGUGCUGCGGACAACCCAAACCGAGCAAUUUCGACAUUCAUGUCAGAAAUGCUCGAAACAGCAGCCAUCCUGAAGUCAGCAACCCACAACUCGCUUGUGAUCAUCGAUGAACUUGGAAGGGGAACCGGCACAACAGAUGGAUACGGGCUUGCUUAUGCCAUCAGUUGGCAUAUUGCACAGAAAAUUCGAUCCGCUUGCAUGUUUGCCACUCACUUCUUUGAACUGACCGCUCUUUCUGAAGAUAGUCCAUGUGUUGGAAAUGUGCACGUAUCAGCCGUAACCGAUCCGAACACGAACAAGCUAACUUUCCUCUAUGAGGUUCAACGCGGUGCUUGUGACCAAAGCUUUGGUGUUCACGUUGCUGAGAUGGCUCGAUUUCCUCCGAAGGUAGUAGCAGAAGCAAAGCGAAAGGCCGACGAACUAGAAGGCAUCGGGACCGCUGGAAAGCGUGUGAAAAUGUCAAAUAUUUCAGAUGGGGACAAAAAGGUAGGGUUAGGAAUGGUUGAAGAGUUUCUCGAGAAAGUGAAAAAACUGCCGCUAGAUACAGAGGAGCAUAAGAAGUCUUCUUUGGCCCAAGCUCGCGAUUGGAGGAAGCGAAUCGUGGCUGAGAAAAAUCCAUACGUGAUGGCGUUACUCGAAAGUUCUUAGCUUGACCGAUGAGCCUGAACAAAGUAAAUCGAUUCCUCGAAAAUGUCAACUGGGGCGUCGCAUUUUCAUGCAUCCUCAAGGGAUUGAACCGUUACCACCAA
Messenger RNA from Chondrus crispus (carragheen), 2480 nucleotides. RefSeq lists its product as hypothetical. The transcript has 2 exons. Gene Ontology annotation, biological process: mitotic recombination; mismatch repair. Gene Ontology annotation, molecular function: mismatched DNA binding; ATP binding; ATP-dependent DNA damage sensor activity. The coding region runs from base 1 to 2379 and encodes 792 amino acids. Gene Ontology annotation, cellular component: nucleus; MutSalpha complex. NCBI's taxonomy places the organism in Eukaryota, Rhodophyta, Florideophyceae, Gigartinales, Gigartinaceae. The record is from RefSeq and is a predicted model, not a curated record.